AUGUGGGCCCAGUUCCUCGACCUCCUGUUCCUUCCCCUCAGUAGGGAUGCUGUGCCCCUCACUCCGGUUGGCACCACAAUAUUUACAGGGUUUUCAGGAGACAAUGGAGCUACAGACAUAGAUGAUGGACCAAACGGGCAGAUAGAAUACGUCAUCCAGUACAAUCCGGAGGACCCGACAUCCAAUGACACCUUUGAAAUCCCCCUCAUGUUGACCGGGAAUGUGGUGUUAAGGAAGAGGCUCAACUAUGAAGACAAGACUCGGUACUUUGUCAUCAUCCAAGCUAAUGACCGGGCACAAAAUCUGAAUGAGCGGCGAACCACCACCACCACCCUCACGGUGGAUAUUCUGGACGGAGAUGACUUGGGUCCGAUGUUUCUUCCUUGUGUCCUUGUGCCGAACACUCGUGACUGUCGCCCGCUCACCUACCAAGCUGCCAUACCUGAGCUCAGAACUCCGGUAAAUAUACUCCCAUUCUUUCACCUUCACUUGCACCUCUUUGACCUCAGUGAGACCCCAUUCAAAUAUUUUGCAAACAUGUCAGUGGAGAAUAGCAAACUGCACGGGACUAACAGUAUGUACCAGCUCCCGAAGGGAGGAGGGCGGAAGAAACAUUGUAAGAACAUCUGGGGAAGGAAAUCUUGUCGUGAUGACGGCUGGAAA
Panthera uncia (snow leopard) is the source of this 663-nucleotide messenger RNA. Its product is annotated as protocadherin-15-like. The annotation marks the transcript as partial. NCBI's taxonomy places the organism in Eukaryota, Metazoa, Chordata, Mammalia, Carnivora, Felidae. Gene Ontology annotation, cellular component: membrane. Gene Ontology annotation, biological process: homophilic cell-cell adhesion. The transcript has 5 exons. Gene Ontology annotation, molecular function: calcium ion binding. The record is from RefSeq and is a predicted model, not a curated record.